Messenger RNA from Miniopterus natalensis, 2426 nucleotides. Lineage: Eukaryota; Metazoa; Chordata; Mammalia; Chiroptera; Miniopteridae. The record is from RefSeq and is a predicted model, not a curated record.
CCGGCUGGGUGCGGAGGAACCGAGGCUGACCUCCCACCCGGCCCACUCACGCCUUGGGGUGCGGGAGAGGCGGCGGCCACCGGGCUUCAGUUCCCAGAAAAGGUGUCCUUUCGAUUUCGGUUUUUCCCCGCCAGACUCAGCCGCUUCCACAGCAUCGGGCUCGAGCUGAAGCUUCUAGAGCGCGGCGCCCGGCGGAGCCCCGGGGAGGCAGCGGGACGCCCAGACCUCCGGCCUCGGCAGCGCCGGGACUCGUGAGUUAGCAGGUUGCCAUGGCAUCCAUACCCAGCAUGGUGGCCCCCAUUUGUCUGGUGGAAAACAGCAAUGAGCAGCUGUCAGUGAAUCAGGAAGCUCUGCAGAUUCUUGACCAGAUUUCUCAGCCAGUGGUGGUCGUGGCCAUUGUAGGACUGUAUCGUACAGGCAAGUCCUACUUGAUGAACCGUCUUGUAGGACAGAACCAUGGCUUCCCUCUGGGCUCUACGGUGCAGUCUGAAACCAAGGGCAUCUGGAUGUGGUGUGUGCCUCACCCCUCUAAGACUGAUUGCACUCUGGUCCUUCUGGACACCGAGGGCCUGGGCGAUGUGGAAAAGGGUGACCCUAAGAAUGACUCGUGGAUCUUUGCCCUGGCCGUGCUCCUGAGCAGCACCUUUGUCUACAACAGCAUGAGCACCAUCAACCACCAGGCCCUGGAGCACCUGCAUUAUGUGACAGAGCUGACAGAACUCAUCAGGGCAAAGUCCUCUCCUACAUCAGAUGGAGUAGAAGAUUUCUCAGAGUUUGUGAGUUUUUUUCCAGACUUUAUCUGGACUGUGCGGGAUUUCACCCUGGAGCUGAUGUUAACCGGCUGCCCUAUCACAGAAGAUGAGUACCUGGAGAAUGCCUUGAAGCUGAUUCCAGGCAUGGAUCCCAAAAUACAAAGGUCCAAUCUGCCCAGAGAGUGUAUCCGGCAUUUCUUCCCAAAACGGAAGUGUUUUGUCUUUGACCGGCCAACAAAUGAUAAAAAACUCCUAGCCAAUAUUGAGAAGAUUGAAGAACACCAACUGGACCCUCAAUUCCAGGAACAAACACAGAAUUUCUGUUAUCACAUCUUCACCCAGGCGAGGACCAAGACCCUCAGAGAAGGAAUCAUAGUCACCGGGAAACGGCUAAAGACUCUGGUGGUGACUUAUGUGGAUGCCAUCAACAGUGGAGGAGUGCCUUGUUUGGAGAACGCGGUGACAGCUCUGGCCCAGCUUGAGAACUCGGCGGCCGUGCAGAAGGCAGCCGAGCACUACAGCCAGCAGAUGGACCAGCUAGUGGAGUUCCCCACAGACACGCUCCAGGAGCUGCUGGACCUGCACGCAGCCUGUGAGAAGGAGGCCAUUGCAAUCUUCAUGGAGAAGUCCUUCAGGGAUGAAAACCAGGUGUUCCAGAAGCAUCUUGUGCAGAUGAUCAGGGAUAAGAAGGAUGAGUUUGUGCGGAGGAAUGAAGAGGCAUCUACCAAAUACUGUGAGGCUGAACUUGAACAGCUUUCAGUGAACCUACUGGAAAGUAUUUCAGCAGGCAUUUUCUCUGUUCCUGGUGGUUACGAGCUCUACAUGGAAGCAAAGGACAGGAUUGAACGGGACUACUGGCAAGUGCCCAGGAAAGGGGUGAAGGCAAAGGCGGUGCUCCAGAGCUUCCUGCGGUCGCAGGUGGCCAUCGGGAAGUCCAUCCUGCAGGCGGACAGAGCGCUCACGGACAAGGAGAAGGCCAUGGCAGAGGAGCGGGCCAGGAAGGAGGCAGCUGAGAAGGAACAGGAGCUGAUGACACAGAAACUGCAGGAGCAGCAGCAGCAGAUGGAGGCGCAGAAGAGGAGUCUCGAGGAAAAUAUAUGUCAACUGAAGGAGAAGAUGGAGAGGGACAGAGAGAACCUAAUCAGAGAGCAGAACUCGAUGUUGGAGCAUAAACUGAAGGUUCAAAGAGAUCUGCUGAAAGAAGGAUUUACAAAGAAAUCUGAAGAGAUGAAUGCAGAGAUCAAUCGUUUGCGAAAGAUGAUUGAUUCUACUGAAGAUGACACUCCCUGGAUUGCAAAAGCCUUAGAUAAACUUGGCACUGAACUCACUAUUAUAUUGUCUGCUCCUGCUCAACUUGUUGGUUCUCUUGUAAAAGGCAUUGGCUCACUAUUUAAAAAGAAAUAGUUCUCCUUUGAAGGAAAUUAUAGAAUGUGGAUAUAUGCUAUGGCUUGCUUUGGCAUGCAUUGUUUUCGAUUUCAUUCAUCCACAUUUUAAACAUAAAAAGUGAGUACUAAAAUAUAUAAAUGCUGAGCCCACGUUAAAUAGAAUAAAUGCACAUACUCUUAGAUAUAGUAUGUUCACUUUUUGAAAUACAUACGUUGCCCGGCUGGGCAUGGCUCAAAGGUUGAGCGUUGACCUAGGAUCCAGGCGAUCAGGGUUCGAUUCCUGGUCAGG